CAGGCAGACAUAUAGACACAAACACACAAACACUCACACAGGCAUGGCUUGCCUCAAAAAAACGUGAGUGCAGCCCACACGCAGACACAGGUGCGUGUGUGCACACACGUAGACACAUGGACACACGGACACACAUACACGCGACCAUGCAGGGGGAGUGGCGCAAAGAUGACAGUCCACACCGCUCCAAUCCCACACACACGACCCGCCUAUAGCUCACAACCAGCCACUAGUCACCUCAGACGGAUGGCGACAGGGGGGUGUCGACGUCCAUGUCGUGCAUGAACGGCACGCCCGUCCUCUCGCUGUGCGGCGUGCCGUUGUCGGCAUGCGUCAGGAUCGGUGUCACCUGGUGGGUAAUCACGGCCUUCUUGACCAGGUGGUCCACGCCGCUCACCAGAGGUGCGUCGUGUGUGGGCUUGGGUGUGUGGGAGGGGGCGGGAUUGACUACUUGGUUGUCGAGCCACUGGUGGUCUGGCGUCUGGCCGUCGAAGGAGGCGAUGUUGCCGAUGGUCGUCUUGGCAAUCGCCUCGAGGGCCUCGUAGGUGAAGAACGCCUUCACGCACACGCAGAGAGAGAAAGAGGUAGAUUGGACAUGAGCAUGGCUGUUGAUUGGAUGGUUAGGUACCUGGUGUGCGGUGACGAGUACGUUUGGGAAUGUGAGUAGUCGCGCAAUGACGUCGUCCUGGAUGACCUCGUUGGACCAGUCCUCGAAGAACAGCUGAGCCUCGCCCUCGUACACAUCAAUCGCCAGACCACCAACCUGCACACACACGGAUACACGAGUGGACCAUGACCAUGUGACAUACACAUUCACUCUGUGAGCACCUUCUUCGACUUGAGUGCUUCGAUCAUGUCCUUGCUGUUGAUCACCGGCCCUGAACACGCGCGCGCGCGGGCGCGAUGCGCACACACACGGACAUGCAUGACGCAGGCAGCGUGUGGCGACUACCUGCGGAUGGUGCGUACCUCUAGACGUGUUGAUAAUGAUGACGCCGGUCUUCAUCUGUCCGAUGGUCUUGUGGUCGAUGAGGUGGCGGCUCUCGGCCGUGAGGGGGCAGUGCAGGGAGAUGACGUCAGACGCCGCCAGUAGCUCGACCAUCGGCGCAUAACUCCCGCCGAUUUUCUCGAAUUCGGCGUCCGGGUACGGAUCACUUCCUGCAGUUAGGCACAAGUGCAUGCAUCCAUGCGUGCGAUCAAGCAGCCCUUUCCGUGCCGUCAGGUGGCUGACCCAGUAUGUUGGCACCGAACCCACUGCAUAUGCGAGCAGUGAGGCAUCCGAUCUUGCCCGUCCCGAUGAAUCCGAACGUCUUGCCUGACAUGACACACGCGCACACGCAUUCGUCCAGGGCACUGUGUGUCGCUGUGUGUGUGUAUGUGUACCGUUGAAGUCCAUGCCCUCCAAACCGUCCAGCGUGAAGUUGCGGUCACGCACACCUACAAACAGACACAGACAUGCACACACAUACCGACACUCAGAUCGAUCGUGCGUACGGUUGAAAGCCCGAUGGAGGUUUCGAUUGAGGCAGAGCAUGAGGCCCACAGCGUGCUCCGCGACGGCGUGUGGCGAGUAGGCCGGCACACGGGUCACAGUGAUGUUGCACCGCUCCGCGGCCGCCAGGUCCACUGAAUGGACAGGACAAGAAAGAGCAUUGCACAGAGACUGGGAGGGGUGCGCUGCGUUGUCUGUCCAUUCUACCUCACCGUUGUUGAAGCCCGCGCACCUCAAUGCGACCUGUCUGACGCCCAUUUUGUUGAGCUCCUCGACGACGGCCGCGUCCACCUCGUCGUUGAUGAACACACAGACGGCGUGGCAACCCUUUGCAAGACCAGCUGUCGCCUACCCAUGAAGAGAGCACACACCAGACACACGUGUGUCUGCCUGGCUGUCUGUCUGUCUGAUAUAUCCAUCCCACUUGUGUGAGUCUUGCGUUGAUGAAUUCGAAGUCGAUGUCAUGGUGGUUGUGUGCGGUGAAAGAUGCCUUGUCGUAGUCCUUGGCCGAGAAGAAAGCCACCUUGCACGGGCUGCUCGCCAUGGUGCUGCUGCUGCUGCUGCCCUGCUGAGAGGGCAGGCAGUCGUAAGGCCGCACGAAGAAGUCACGCUCUAUGUGCUGCAGGGAAGUCUCCAUGAUCUCUUGGUGAUUCUGCACACACGCACACAGGAGGGAGGGAGAGAAAGUGAUGGCAUGCUUGACGUCGGCCAGUCAGCGCAUCAUGCACUGGGGCACACCCGAAGCUUGAUGACGGAUGAGGGAAGAUCGACAAACGAUGCAAACAGCUGGAUGAGGUCUGAUUGACCCUGCGAGGGAUGCGGGCGUCUCGGCGUCUCUCUUUCCCAUUCCCAAGCGUCAAUUUGGGAAACUUCGUAUUGGGACGUUGAUGAGGGCAACCGACAGAUCCCGAGCUUCAU
Vitrella brassicaformis is the source of this 2410-nucleotide messenger RNA. The record is from the annotation of a GenBank genome assembly. NCBI's taxonomy places the organism in Eukaryota, Vitrellaceae.